CUGCGUCAAGUGUGACAGAGAAAGUCGUGAUUUUGUCUUCAAAAUAAAACGCACACCAUUCUUGUGGUACGUAAAUGUGCUUUUAUUUUGAAGGCUGUAGACUGAAGUACUUGCCUACUGUGUGUGGCUUGACACUGGUGCAAGAUGUCGCUCAUUCUUUCUGGACCGAAGCUGAGACCCAAAUGCGCAUCGCUGACCGACGCAUCUUCUUAAAAAAAAAAAAAAAAGAGCCAGCUGCUGCUCUCCCUGAAAACGGCAUGUGACAUGUAGCAAGGAGCAACCAAGGGGUUUUAUUCUGAAAGGAACACACAUGGGAGAUGUGACCAAAUGUUUGGAGGAGGCAGGAUUUGACAGUGUAUCAAAAUUGGUGUGAAACCGAGUACCAAACCUAUCCAGAAUAGCAGUCAAAUGCAAAGGGAUUUUUGUUGUCAAGCAAGUAAACUAACAGAUGUGGUAAAAAUGGAAAUGACUGUCAACAUCUGUCUCCAAAUCCUAUCGAGCUGAAGGUGGAGCAGGAUUUUCGGUGGGGCUCUCUGUGAGGCUUUUGCUGUGUUCUGCAACCGCAUCGAGGAGGAUGGUCUUUGCCCUACAUGUGAUUGUCAUGUCUUCGGCGUUUUUCAAUCCCAGCUUUGCCUUCAGCUCCCACUUUGAUACAGAUGGGGCUCCGCUGAGCGAGCUGUCGUGGCCUUCAUCUCUGGCGGUGGUCGCUGUCUCCUUCUCCGGCCUCUUCACCUUCGUCUUCCUCAUGCUGGCCUGCCUCUGCUGCAAGAAGGGCGACAUCGGCUUCAAGGAGUUUGAAAACACUGAGGGAGAGGAGUACCAGGCAGAUCUCUCCGCCCUGGCCUCGCCUUCCUCCCAGAAUGGCCCCGAGGUCUACAUCCUUCCCCUCACUGAGGUCUCCCUGCCGGUGUCCAAACAGCCCGGCAGAUCCAUCCAGCUGCUGAAAUCGUCAGACCUCGGCCGCCAUAGUCUGCUCUAUCUAAAGGAGAUUGGACAUGGCUGGUUUGGCAAGGUCCUGCUGGGCGAGGUCAACGCGGGCCUCAGCACCACCCAGGUGGUGGUAAAGGAGCUGAAGGCCAGUGCCAGUGUCCAGGAUCAGAUGCAAUUCCUGGAGGAGGUGCAGCCAUACCGAACCCUCCAGCACCCGGCCCUCCUGCAGUGCCUGGCCCAGUGCUCAGAGGUCACUCCUUAUCUGCUGGUCAUGGAGUUUUGCCCUCUGGGCGAUCUGAAGAGCUAUCUGCGCAGUUGUCGGGUGGCUGACUCCGAGACCCCUGACCCUUUGAUCCUCCAGCGAAUGGCGUGCGACAUUGCCUCAGGGCUUCUGCAACUCCACAAAUAUAACUUCAUACACAGUGACCUGGCCUUGCGAAACUGCCUGCUAACUUCAGAAAUGUCAGUUAAGAUCGGAGACUAUGGCCUUUCUCACAGCCGAUACAAGGAUGAUUAUUAUGUUACACAAGACCAGAUUUGGGUGCCCCUGCGCUGGAUUGCACCAGAGCUCAUAGACGAGGUCCACGGAAACCUGCUGGUGGUUGACCAAACAAAAUCCAGCAACAUAUGGUCAUUGGGGGUGACUGUGUGGGAGUUGUUCGAGCUGGGAAACCAGCCGUACAGACACUACUCUGACAGACAGGUGCUGACAUAUGCUGUGAAGGAACAGCAGCUCAAGCUACCCAAACCGCUGCUCCAAUUCCCCCUGGCUGAGCGCUGGUACGAGGUGAUGCAGUUCUGCUGGCUGCAGCCGGAGCUGAGACCCAGCAGUGAGGAAGUCCACCUUCUGGUCACGUACUUGUGUGCCAAAGGCUCCAGCGAGGCCGAGGAAGACUUUGAACAACGCUGGAACGCCUUGAGACCCAACCUGCUCGGCAGCACCUCCCACACAGCCACAUCCAUGACCCUAGUCCUGACCCCUACGCCCGCCUCAGCUGACGUCCCCAGUCCAGACCAAACUCAGGCAGUGGAGCUGGCCUCCUCCGCCUCGUCCUCUUUCCCCCUCCUGGAGCACUUCUCUGACAGCUUCCACUCUGACACCGGGGACGACCUGCUGACCGUCACGGAGACCAGCCACGGUCUCAACUUUGAGUACAAGUGGGAGCAGGCCCGAGCCGAGCAGCCCUACUGCUCCUCCUCCACCAGUGGGCAGCUGGGCCAGGGGAACCCAUAUUACCAGGAUAUCUACUAUUCAAGUAAAGGAAGCACCUCAGGGGGCUGCAAGACUGACAGUCUGACCUCAGGCAUAUCCCCGUCCUAUUAUGAACCCGAACACCCGGGCGUGGUCCCAGUGCUGAGCGCCCACAGCCCCUCGGUCAGCAGCGAGUACUACAUUCGCAUAGAGGAACCAGUAGAGUGUAACAUUAACCUGGAUGACAGCGUGGUGGACUACAGCCCAGGACUGGAGGCCAGCAGCAGAAGGUUGUCCUCUGACAGUCGGACUGGUUCCUCCAUGGCACAACCCAGUGCUUACUGGUCAACUGAGAACAACAGAUCUACUGCCUAUGACUCCGAUUCAAGCCCCACUGUCCAACUCACCAUGGAGCCACUGCUGAAACAGUCAUCCAGCACCAGCCCUGUAAAGCUCAGCCACUCGCACAACUGCUUCUCGUCCAGUCAAGACGACUACUGUGAAUCAGCAUACAAGGCACGCCAAUCCUGUCUGUCUGUACCGGAUACGUCGCCGGAGUCAAACCUCAUCCUUCCAGCGGGGCGUUUAGAAAACCCACGCAGUUUGUCACAAGCAGUCAGCAGCCCCAGCUUAGGGUUCUGCGAUCCCUACCUUGAAGCGAGCACAGGUCGGAGCACGGUUAGUGAAAGCUGCCAAAGUAUGAUGGGUCCCCUCAGAAAGACACUACCCAUUGUUAACCACAUUAGCAUCGACGUAGGGACCGACGACGGCCUGCUGGUGGGCCAGCAGCGAGGUGACGACGUUGAGGAUGACCUUUUCUCUGAGGGAGAGGCCACAAACUGGACCUCAAACCAUUCGGCAAACAAUAAUAGCCUGAGCUUUGACGGCAGGCAGACAGGAAGUGGGCAUGACAGCUACCUGGACCUUCAAUAUACUGCUCUCUCUAACACAACAGAAUUAUGGUCUUUAACCAAGGCCACCACCAGAACCUUCCACAGCUCCAGGUCUUGUGGCACCUUGGAUGCAGAAGGAGGUUGUAACGCUGCUAACAAGCCCACUGAAUUAGAUUCAUACAUUCACUUAUGUCACAAAGAAGGAGAGGAAGCUGCCACUCAAGCGGAAAGGAGCUUAACUGCAGAAAAUCUAAGAAGUAUUGAUUCUCUUACCAGCUCAAGUAUUAGUGCCAGAGGUACAGAGGGUCGACAAAUGGAGGGUAAAUAUGAAAAGCAGUUGUUGCUUAAUGGAGAGAGACUGUACUCUGAGCCUAAGAUGAUACCCGAGGCCAGCUAUAUAAAGUCCCCGUCUUUCAACGAGCCUCAGACUGGACAAACUGGAGCCUUGUCGGACAAGCAGCGAGGCAACAUGUGGGAGGGGGUUUCAAUCUCUGUUGGUCUGGGAGACAAGAGGCUGAACUAUCCAGAGACGUCGGAAAGCAGCAGAGCGUUGGACAGCGGUGUGGGGGUCAGAGACUCCAGCCUGGUUGAACUUGGCGACUUUAGCGAGGAUGACGACGAUGACCUCACAGAUAUUACGUCGGGGAUCUUUGCCGACUUCAACCUGGACUACGCCGAGGUAGAGGAGGAAGAGCUAAGCCCGUCGAAUCAUCCAGAGAGAACUCCUGACUCCGUAGACACCCUUAACCUGUCCUCAUCGAUGGCAAGCAACAGCGAUCAGGCAUUCAGCCCCGAUCCCUUCAACACCCCCGUCCUGCCCAAAUCCCUGGACAGUGGCUACGACACAGAGAACAACGAAUCACCAGAGUUUUUCUUCAAAGAGCUUGGAGAUCCCCGGGGUGGUGAACGGAGCUUGGGUGGAGAACCUGAACUAGUCCUGCAGGUGGGUUUGGGCCAAGGGGUCUGCAUAUCCACAAACACCUCAGAGCUACAGCUAAAGGGCCUGACUGAUAAGAACCCAUACAGGGACUCGGCUUAUUUCUCCGACUAUGAUGCUGAAAAUGAGAGGAGCCCUCAAGAGGAAGGCAGCAAGUUCUUUGCAGGUCCAAGUAACCGCGACUUUCCUGCUGAGAAAUCAAGCUCAAUCAGAGUUGAUGAUCUCGUCAAAAGGCAAUUCAACGAGGAACAUUUAACAAAUCUGAGACACGUUAAAAGUUGUGUUUUGGUGAAUCUCUCAGAGGCUGAGCCUAGUUCACACCAUCCCCUACCCACCCCUGGGUUGUCCAUGCUUUCGCCGUUUCCUCCGCAGAUGGGCGGCUGCCUGACUAAAGAGGCAGCCCCUGCAGAUGACGACCUUGGGCUGGAGACGGAGCACUCAGGAGAGGAACCUCCCUCAGAGCUUGGCUCCUCCAUCGGGUCCGAAGCCUCUACCGCUGUCCAGCAGGCCUCAGGAAACCACGAGGAGGGGAACAGAAGAGCAGACAAAUGUUCCCCUGUCCAGUCUUUCCACUCUGACUCCACCUUAACGGACUACAGAGACGAGGCCCCCAGCGAAAAUGAAAAUGAAAAUGUAUCCACAGAGGAGGAAAUGCCCGAAUUCAAUCACGUCAAGGAAGAGACGGAGGACAGAAGGGAGAUUGUGAGAAUAAACGAGGAAGAUUUCGAGGACAUAGACGCAGGGGAAUGUGACUCACAGGACAGCUUAUGCGAAGAAUCCAACGGCCCCGUCGACCUCUCCUCUUCCUCGUCGCUGUUGGAGCUGUGCGGAGAAGACGUGAGAGCUCCGCUGGAGGAGGCGGAGGAUGAAGACGAUUCAGAUGACAGCGAGUCUGAUGAAGAGCUGAGGACAUAUAACAUCCAAGAUGAAGACAGUGAGGAGAGCGAGGAGGAUGUCAGCACAGUGCCAGUGGUGGUAAGCGAUUGCAGCAGGGCGAGACACCUCCGCAGCCUCCUGAAGAUGCCCACGCUGCUCACCCAGUCCUUCUGUGACGAGUUGGAGAGGAAGAAAAAAGCGGUGUCCUUUUUUGACGAUGUUACGGUGUUCCUUUUUGACCAGGAGAGCCCCACGGGAGAGCUGGCAGACUUCGCCUUCUCCACAGGAACAGAGUCCAGUGAGCAGGAAUCUCCAGAGGAAAAAAACACUGACCACCAGCUGCAAGCUGACCCUGAACUCGAAGCUCAGUCCUGUGAAUCAUUCUGUGGUUCUGAAGAAACAGAUGGGAACAACUCAGAAGAGGGAGGGGGUUAUGAAUGGGAAGAUGACCUCUCGUUCGAGCCCCGCCCGUCCUCACCCGACACCAUCCCUGAGCCCAAGGCCUCACCCACAUCCACCUCCAACAGUCCUGAAGCUCCAAAACCUGCAGCUGUAGCACUUAACCGUUUUAUGGUGUCACGAUUCUCUAUCACACACGUCUCCGACUCCCACGUGGGCUCAGCAACAGGGAACAGUGAAGAAAGCCCGAAAGAUUAAUCGCAACACGGCGCCGACUGGAGGAGGACGGGUCCUGGUCCUUCUCGACACAGAAAAAGCAGCAUUAUUAUUAUAUCUAGAUGUUUUACAGAGUUUUAUUUUUUAUCAACGUGUGGGGCAUCUGACCCUGGUGACCCUUUAUGAGACAGUGCCUCAUGUUGUAGUGAAAGACCCUCAAUGAUUUGCACAUUUCUUUUAGUUUUUUUUUAUUUUGUGGAGAAAGAGAUAGCUGCUGGUGAGACAACAAAAUCAGAUCAUAUUGUUUGCAGAAAUAGAAAUCAUCAGUUUAUUAGUUCAACACACAGUAUAUGACGAUAACUCCUUUGCUUGAUGCAGCAUCGACUUCUGUUGGUGACCUUACAGGUAAUUUAAUUUGUGAAUUUAAAAGAAAAUAAAUGAAGAUAAAUGGAGAAGAAAAAUGAAAUUCAUAGCUGCUCCCCGUCAUUGGCUGCCUUGGUCCACCUGCUUACCAUCGAUCUGGCAUUUUUAAAGACUGUUACGACUCUCAUUGUUGGAGCCAGAGAACAAUGCUUGAUGACUUUUGCUUAAGAAUUUCCCAACACAAAAUCAGACUUUAUUUCAGCCGUGGGUGGUGGUGAUGGUGUUUUGAAGAUGGAGAUGCUGAAACUUAAUUUGUCCCUUAUUAAUCCAAGUCAUAUCCAAAUCAUAUUGAUGGUGGAUUCGGUGUGCUAUGUUAAAGAAAUCAAGGUGUUGCCGCUCCCUAUAAUUAUCACCACCACUCACUCUGGUUAAUGAUGACCUACAGUAUAUGUCUACAGUGAUCAUAUCUGUCUGAAGCACUUUGUAUAGCCAAGCUGGGUCUUUAUUUGUAGAAGUGUGUUGCUCUUCAUCAUCCCCCCCCAUCCUGGAAUGAAAUAUCUAAAACAUGUGUCGUUCCUUAUUUGUGUCCACAGUGCCAGCUACAGGUUUAUUUUAUUGCAUAUUAGCUUUGUUUAUAUGACAUUUCAUCAGCAAUAGAGUGACAACCAAAGGGAUACAGAGGUGUUGCAACACAACAGAGCGGUGUCAUGUCAUAAAUGUUGAAUGUCAUCUUUAUGCAUCUUUUUUCUACGUAUCGUCCAUAGUGUCAUACAUAAUGUAUUCUAUUACAUUUGUGCUGAAUGCCCGGGUCUGAGGUGUACAAAAACAAACAAAAAAAAAGACAUUCAAAAUAUCUCACAUAAUUGUAUGAAUGUUUUCUCGACAUGUAGCAGGUAGCUUGACUUGAAUUACUACUGCUGUAUCGGCGGCUCCCUCCCCCUCUCUACCCUUCUGUAGCUCAAAGUGCCAAUUCAGUUUCCUCUCACCUUGCCUUUUAAGUCCCUGCAAGAAGAGAAAACUAGUAUUUUUGUACGAUUUGAAAAGACGCAAACCAGGAUGACGGUCUCUAAAAUUUGCCAAAGAGAUAUUACAAAGCCUAUUGGCUAAAAGUGGCAGACACCUUUUGGAGAAGGUGAGGUGGGUUGCUCUGUGCACCGGUAGUAACAUCAUUGCUGUUUCCAUUUCCCCCUCCCUUUCCUCACUCAUUGCUAUUGUACUAUCCCAAACAAAUAAAUCCAAAUACUUUUUUUCCCUUCUUGUGUCUGUGAUAUUGACGUGGAAGAAGUGCAAACAAGAACACAUGAAAACACGACAACACAACACAUAAAAAGUGUGACGUUUCUGCCCAUUUAGAUUUAUUUUGGACAAGAUAAUUUAUAUGCACUUUCUGUACAGUACAGAUAUAAUACAAACGGGGACAAAAAAAA
Molecule: messenger RNA, 7233 nt
Organism: Sebastes umbrosus (honeycomb rockfish)
Lineage: Eukaryota; Metazoa; Chordata; Actinopteri; Perciformes; Sebastidae
Gene: lmtka
Product: apoptosis-associated tyrosine kinase a
Exons: 15
Coding region: 575-5485 (1636 amino acids)
Biological process (GO): peptidyl-tyrosine autophosphorylation; brain development
Molecular function (GO): ATP binding; protein tyrosine kinase activity
Source: RefSeq, a predicted model, not a curated record